AUGGCUAGAAAAUUUGAUUUGAUCAAAGAUAUAGAUGAGAAGAAAGAGACUUUGAAGCUUGCUGUGAGAGUAAAGGAUUUGUGGUUUGUUCAAAAUCGGGAUACGAAUCGUCAUAUGGAGUUGAUUCUUUUGGAUCAGAAGGGGAAUAUGAUUCCUGCAAUGGUAAAAAAGGAAGAUAUAGGUUUGUGGGAAGAAAAGUUGGUUGAGGGUCAUACCUACAUAAUGCAUAAUUUUAAAAUCAUGAAGAACCAAGGACAAUUUUGGGUUUGUGACCACCCUUACAAGUUAUUGUUCAUAGGUGCAACAACUAUAAAAGAACAACCAAUUUCAAGUAUUCCUCUAAACAUUUAUAAUUUCAAAAGUAUCGAGGAUAUAGUUGAUGGAAAAUUCUCUGCUGAUUUGGUGUAUGAUAUUAUUGGAGUGGUGGAUAAUGUGAGGUGUAAUCCCCAGUCCAAGAAUGUUGUAUUUCAUAUAAGGGAUUUAAGUUCUGCUGUUAUUGGGUGUACGUUGUGGGAUUCCUAUUACUUUAAAUUUAUGAGUAAUUGGAGGGGAGAACCAAAUUCCUUUAUUGUUGUUGUUAUGUUGACUCAAGCUAAGAUCAAGUCGUCUUCAGGACGGUGGCCAGUGUCAAUAUCAAAUUCCUGGAAUGGUUCAAAGUUGUUUAUGGGUGACGAAUGUUCUGAAUUGGUUCAAUAUUGGAAUUAUAGACGUUUUGGCAAUGAAGUUAGUCAAAGUCAAGAAGCUAGCCAAUUGAGUUUACUGUCUCAAUAUAGUGAACAUGAGAAAUUUAUGUAUAAAGCUGUUGUGAGUACAAUAUCCGAAAUCACAACAAUGAAGGAGGAAGUGUAUUGUGCUACUGUUGGAACUACUGUCAAGUUUAAUUUAGGGAAUGAUGGAUGGUGUUAUCCAGUAUGCAAUGGUUGCAGGAAGAAGACUGAAGAGAUAUGUGCUUUUAAUUGUGUCAUGUGUGGGUUUAAUAAUGAAAAACCUGAAAUUAGAUAUAAGUUGGAAUUACAGGUCUGCGAUGAAGAUAGUUAUGCGAAUUUCGUUAUAUGGGAUCAAGACUGCAUUAACUUGAUUGGUGUAUCAGCUGUUGAGUUAAUGAAUAAAAUGAUUGAGGAUGGGGAGGAUGAUCUGAAAUGUUUUCCAGAGGAUCUAGAUGUUAUGCUGGGAUGUACUCUUGCAUUCAAGGUUAGAGUUCAACCAAAAAAUAGAUCUUCAUCGGUCAUGAAAGCUUCAAACAAUCUUGAAACCAUUGCUUUUAUUAGAAGUAAACUUGAGUCAAAGAUGAUUAAAGACUCCAGCGCUGAAGAUACGUGUGAUUCCAAUACUGAGGAAAAUUCUAAGGGCAGAGACCAAAUACAAGAGGGUAAACAGUCUUUUGAUCUACCUAUAUGUGACUCUAACAACGAACAUGAAUCAAUUCCCAUUAUUACUUACGAGUCUCAGACAGAUAUGAAUAAGGAGUUCAGUCCCACAGAUAUAUGUGGUUCCAAGAUGCAAUCUAUGGCGGUUGGUUUGAUUAAAAGUGGAUCUCGUGGAAAAAAUAUUAAAGAGUCCAAUCCCACUGCAAUAUGUGGUUCCAGUACCCAAUCGAAAGCCACAAAUCCGAUUAAAACUGGAUCUCAUGGAAAUAAGAUUAAAGAAUCCAGGGGUAAGCCAAGUGUUAAUAAAAAUACCGAAGCUGACAAUUGCAUGUUGACUCUGAGUGGUUCAGCAUAUCAUGAUCCUUAUAUUAAUUUUUGUGUUACCCCUACAAAGGACUUAUUGUUGGACUUUGAAGUUGAUUGCGACCACCUUGAAGACAUACCAAGUGUAGAAUUUUCGAGGUCCAAGACUAAGAAACAAAUGAAACAGGAAAAACACUGA
Messenger RNA from Vigna unguiculata (cowpea), 1869 nucleotides. RefSeq lists its product as uncharacterized. The record is from RefSeq and is a predicted model, not a curated record. Lineage: Eukaryota; Viridiplantae; Streptophyta; Magnoliopsida; Fabales; Fabaceae.